AUGGCGCCUUCGAAGCAAGUUAUACAAAGUAUUGUUGCAAGUAUUUCAGCUGUUGUCUCUCUCGUUACACAAAUGUUUGGCCUUGUUCUCAUUUGGGGUAUGAACGUAUCAAGGCAAAACAACGCGAUUAUUACUAUGAUUGCAAGGAAACGAAAUUACUUUCGUGAAAAGCUGGCUCGACGUAGAUUAAACAUUUUGAAUAGAAGGCCUCGCAGCUGCUGGUUUAAAAAAGGUCGUACUGAUUUAUGGUGGGAGAACAUGUGGAAUGGAAUAGCUCCAGAGGAAUGCUGGAAAAAGAACUUUAGAAUGCCACGAGAAUCCUUUAUGAACUUAUUAGCAGAGUUGAACCCAUACAUUUCGCCGGAUCUAAGCUCUCCAAAUUACAGAGCACUGAGUGCUGAGAAAAAACUGGCACUGACAUUAUAUUUUUUAAAGGAUACGGGCUCUUUAGGGAUGACAGCAAACACAUUUGGGAUUGCUGUUAACACUGCUUCAGCUGUGAUAACUGAGGUAUGUCAAGUCAUCUCAAGAAAAAUGGGUCCAAAAUACAUACACCUUCCCAGGAGCCAGGAAAGCAUGCGAAGGAAGGUAUCCGAAUUUGAAGCCAAAUUUGGGAUGAACCAAGCAUUUGGUUGUGUAGAUGGGACACACAUUCCAAUUAAGUGCCCAGCAGAGAACUCACAAGAUUUUUUCUGUUACAAACAAUAUCAUUCGCUAAGCGUACAAGCAGUAUGUGAUUACAGAGGCUGUUUCCUCGAUGUGGAAUGCAUGUGGCCAGGAAGCGUCCAUGACGCAAAGGUUUUUACUAACUCCUCAAUUAAUAUUAAGCUGAGGGACAAUAAGUUGCCAACCACCUAUCAGACCCUAGUUGAAGGGAGAGCCAAAGUUCCAAACUACCUUAUUGGUGAUCCUGCCUAUCCAUUGCUUCCCUUCUGCAUGAAAGAGUACAAGACAUGUAUCAGCAAUGAAGAAGUCAUUUUCAACAACAUGCUGAGAGCUGCAAGAAAUCCUAUAGAAUGCGCGUUUGGCCGUCUUAAAGCUAGAUGGGCCAUACUUACUCGCAAAAUGGACUUCAAAUUGGAAACAAUUCCGAAAGUGGUAUAUGCAUGCUUUGUGUUGCAUAAUUACUGUGAAAAAAACAAUGUGAAUGUUGAUCAAACUGUUGUCAACUCUCAGAUUGAAUUCAUCAGAAGAAAUGAAGCUGAAUUUCAAAACAACCCAGACCCAAUUUACUCUUCUAAUGAGGAAGAGGGUAUAGUUGUGAGGAAAACUCUCACAAAAUUGGUACUUGACACAUUAAUGUGA
This is a messenger RNA of Paramuricea clavata, 1305 nucleotides long. The record is from the annotation of a GenBank genome assembly. Lineage: Eukaryota; Metazoa; Cnidaria; Anthozoa; Malacalcyonacea; Plexauridae.